UUUUAUGAUUUUGUCAUGUCAUGUUAUACGUCAGAUUUAUGCUGUGCUGUAGUUUAGAUUAUUUAAUUUUAUAAGAAAAAUAAUGUCUGGAUCUAAGAAAUUGACACUGCGAGUUCAAUCAGCCGACGGCACCUCCCGCCUCGACGUGCUGGACACGGACGUGACGGCGCGUCUGUUCGAACGAGUGUACGAGGCCCUCCAUCUCAAUACAUUUGCAUUUAGUCUCCACAAGGACAGAGCCAAAAAGGAGGAAAUUGUAUCAAGUAAAUCUCGGCAAUUGCGUGAAUAUGGGAUCCAACACGGAGAUAUGCUCUUCCUCAGUCCCGUCAACGGUGCAGUGCUCUUCGAUCAGCCUUCGACUAGUGCCGAGGCCCAAAAUAAACAAAUGAGUGAGGCUGGUCCCUCCACUGCCUCCGCAGACACAAACCCUUCAAAAUCAAAGAUACAUGUUGUAGAAGAUGAUGUAGACCUGGAACUAUACAAGGCUGAUGGCAACAUACAGAGACAGAGAGAUGACAAAUUAUGCCGUCACAACUCCAAAGGCUGCUGCGUGCACUGCUCCCCACUGGAGCCUUGGGAUGAGAACUACCUGAAGGAGCACAACAUCAAACACAUGUCCUUUCACUCCUAUUUACGCAAAAUUACUUCGGGAAAAUUUAUUAGCUUAGAAGAACCAUCAUUUAAAAUUAAACCCGGUUGCACGGAGCACCCGCCGUGGCCGCGCGGCAUCUGCUCGGGCUGCCAGCCAGGCGCGGUGACGCUGACGCGGCAGGCGUUCCGCCUCACCGACAAUGUGGAGCUGGAGCACCGCGCGGUGGUGGACCGCUUCUUGGGCUACUGGCGCGCUACCGGCCACCAGCGCGUCGCCGUGCUGUACGGCCGCUACGAGCGCCACCCCGCCGUGCCUCUGGGCGUGCGCGCGCGCGUCGCCGCCGCCUACGAGCCGCCGCAGGAGGGCGCGCGCGACGCCGUGCGCCUGCUGCCCGACCCCGUACGCCCGCUGCUCGACCGGCUGGCGGCGCGACUGGGCCUGCGCGCCGUGGGCUGGAUGUUCACCGACCUGCUGCCACUCGACCUGGCUGCGGGCACGGUGCGCCACCUGCGCGGCGCCGACACGCACUUCCUGUCCGCGCCGGAGUGCAUCACGGCGGCGCACCUGCAGAACGAGCACCCGAGCGCGUGCCGCCACGCCUCGUCCGGGUACUACGGGUCCAAGUGGGUGACGGUGUGCGUGAGCGGCGACCGCGAGCACCGCGUGCACCUGGAGGGCUACCAGGUGUCGGUGCAGGGCGCGGCGCUGGUGCGGGACGGCGUGUUGCUGCCGACGCGCGACGCGCCCGACCUCGCCUACAUCCGCGACUGCGGCCCGCAGCAGUACGUGCCCGACGUCUACUACAAGGAGCGCGACUCGUACGGCAACGAGGUGAACGCGUCGGCGAAGCGGCUACCGGUGGCGUACCUGCUGGUGGACGUGCCGUGCGGCGAGGCGCCCGCCCACCAACCGCCCACCUUCAGCCCGCGCGCCGCCUUCCCGCCCGCCCACCGCCCGCUCGCCGCCCACCUGCAGUCGCUGCGUGCGCUCCACGACCACCUAGAGACCACGCCCGACUUCCUCGAGGCGAUGUCGGACCUGCACGUGCUGCUGUACCUGGCGACGAACGAGGCGCUGCCGCUGGACGAGGAGGAGCUGGGCGAGCUGUUGGACGCCGUGCGCGACCGCGACGCCGCCGCCGCCGAGCGCUGGCGCCGCCGCCCCCAGCCCGCCACGCUGCUGCAGCUGGCGGCCGCCUCCGCCGGCGCGGGGGGUGCGGGGGGCGGGGCCGACGCCGCUGGGGGCGGGGCCGCGCAGUGGACCUGCCCGCUCUGCACCUACCACAACAACGCCGCCCACGACGCCUGCGAUAUGUGCGCCAUGCCCAGGCACAGCGCGUGAGGCGCGGUCGGCGCGCGCGGCUCCACGUUAUACAAAUAAAUUAUAUUUAUACCCUCA
Aricia agestis (brown argus) is the source of this 1990-nucleotide messenger RNA. It is a transcript of the gene Npl4, whose product is annotated as nuclear protein localization protein 4 homolog. Bases 83 to 1933 code for a protein of 616 amino acids. NCBI's taxonomy places the organism in Eukaryota, Metazoa, Arthropoda, Insecta, Lepidoptera, Lycaenidae. Gene Ontology annotation, molecular function: ubiquitin binding; ubiquitin protein ligase binding. The transcript is spliced from 8 exons. Gene Ontology annotation, cellular component: nucleus. The record is from RefSeq and is a predicted model, not a curated record. Gene Ontology annotation, biological process: ubiquitin-dependent protein catabolic process.